Molecule: messenger RNA, 3582 nt
Organism: Sorex araneus (European shrew)
Lineage: Eukaryota; Metazoa; Chordata; Mammalia; Eulipotyphla; Soricidae
Gene: RBMX
Product: RNA binding motif protein X-linked
Exons: 11
Coding region: 169-1371 (400 amino acids)
Biological process (GO): positive regulation of mRNA splicing, via spliceosome
Cellular component (GO): spliceosomal complex
Molecular function (GO): RNA binding
Source: RefSeq, a predicted model, not a curated record
UCCUUUGUUCGCCCUCGUUGCGCAGCAGUGCGGGCGGCGACUUCCCCUUCCUGGGUCUCGGAGCGGGCGGCCGGCCCUCGUGCUGAGUCGCUAGCCGGCGCCCCUCGGCCACUCUCUAGGAACUCGAAAAGCCUCGUCACCCCCUCCGAUUCUUGAUCAGGGGGCAACAUGGUUGAAGCAGAUCGCCCGGGAAAACUUUUCAUUGGUGGGCUCAAUACCGAAACGAAUGAGAAAGCGCUCGAAGCCGUAUUCGGCAAAUAUGGACGGAUAGUGGAAGUUCUGUUGAUGAAAGACCGCGAAACCAACAAAUCCAGAGGAUUUGCUUUUGUAACAUUUGAGAGCCCAGCAGAUGCUAAGGAUGCCGCCAGGGAUAUGAAUGGAAAGUCCUUAGAUGGGAAAGCCAUCAAGGUAGAACAAGCUACCAAGCCAUCGUUUGAAAGUGGGAGACGGGGACCACCUCCACCUCCGAGAAGCAGAGGCCCUCCACGAGGCCUCAGAGGCGGAAGAGGAGGCAGUGGAGGAACAAGGGGGCCACCCUCACGCGGAGGGCACAUGGAUGACGGCUAUUCCAUGAAUUUUAAUAUGAGUUCUUCCCGAGGGCCACUUCCAGUAAAGAGAGGACCACCACCACGAAGUGGGGGACCACCUCCUAAAAGGUCUGCCCCCUCGGGACCAGUUCGAAGCAGUAGUGGAAUGGGAGGAAGAGCCCCGGUCUCCCGUGGAAGAGAUAGUUACGGAGGCCCACCUCGAAGGGAACCCCUGCCUUCUCGAAGAGAUGUUUAUUUGUCCCCAAGAGAUGAUGGAUAUUCUACUAAAGAUAGCUUUUACUUUUCUAGCUACUCGAGCAGAGAUUACCCAAGUUCGCGGGAUACCAGAGAUUAUGCCCCACCCCCAAGAGAUUAUACCUACCGCGAUUAUGGGCAUUCCAGUUCACGCGAUGACUAUCCAUCCAGAGGGUAUAGGUCUGUCUUUGAAUUUAGCGAUCGAGAUGGCUACGGUCGGGAUCGGGACUAUUCAGAUCAUCCCAGUGGCUCCUACAGAGAUUCCUAUGAGAGUUAUGGUAACUCACGUAGUGCUCCACCUACGCGAGGGCCCCCUCCAUCUUAUGGUGGAAGCAGUCGCUAUGACGAUUACAGCAGCUCACGGGACGGAUAUGGUGGAAGUCGAGACAGUUACUCAAGCAGCCGAAGUGAUCUCUACUCAAGUGGUCGUGAUCGGGUUGGCAGACAAGACCGAGGGCUGCCCCCUUCUAUGGAAAGGGGGUACCCUCCUCCACGCGAUUCCUACAGCAGUUCAAGCCGCGGAGCACCUCGAGGUGGUGGCCGUGGAGGAAGCCGAUCUGAUAGAGGGGGAGGCAGAAGCAGAUAUUAAACACACAAAACAAAACUUUGGACCAAAAUCCCCUGUUCAAAGAAACAAACAAAAAAAUGGAACCUAUUAUCAUAACUACCCAAGGACUACUCGAAGGAAAAAGUGUGUUACCUUUUUUUAAAAACAAAUUUCCUGUUAAGUUUCCCCCUCCGUAAUUUUAUGUUGUGAGAAAAAGUUAAAAAAAAUGUUUAAUCUUAUUUGAUUUUUUAUGACAUUGCUUUAAACAAGCAAAUGUUUAAUGUGUUAAGACUUGACUUGUGUACUUACUAGUGUUGUAAUUUCCCAAGUGUCCCUGAGUGACCACUUACUAUCUGAUUUCCCCCAGUAAAUAAGGCAAGCAAUUCUAAGAUCUUACACACAUCUAGCCAUAUAACAAUGGAAAGAUGAAUACUUCCUAAUAAAAACAAGCUAGCUGUUAUUUAGAAGGGAGGUUGGGGUAUGCUCUUUGAAGAUUUCAGUGUCUAUAAGCUGAAAUCCCCCGUGUUCUCAGUCUGAGAAAUCUGAGAUCAAGUGCUUUAUGUAAGGAAAGUGCUAUAUGCCCAGUAAACCCCACAUCCCAGAGCAAAAAGGAUGCUGGCCAUAUUUUGCCUUAUGACAUUUUCCUUGGGAAUCUGCAAGAACCUUCCCUUCUCCCCUCUCCCCAGUAAGACCAUUUAAGUGUGUGUUAAGCAACUACAGAAUACUAAAUAAAAAGUUUGGCCAAAACCAACCAUGAAGCUGCAAACGAUGCUUGCUCUUACUGUUUCAAAUUUUUGCAACUCUGUAGUGUCUCACUUUUAAGGAACAGCUUGAUUGCAAAGGAGAAAAUAGAUAAGCAAUGAAGUUAUCUCCAACUUCUCAAAGGCUUAUGACUUCUAAAAAGUGAAUCAAUCAGCAUUCCACAUCAGAUUUAAAGCAUCAAAUGCCUGUGAAACAGCAAAGAUGGUUGAGGAUUUUGCUCAUUAUGGUCAUGGAGUGCUGAUUUAUUCACGCUAGAUAAAGCUGGCCGCAAGAGAAAUGAAAUGCUCAGAGUUGUUGAAGCAGAAGAAUGCUGAUUGUCCCUAAGACACACAGUUGCAUAAGCAGUACUCAACAGAAUUGGUUGGUGCAGGCACUAGAUCUUUGCCUUCAGGGUUCCUAUGAAUAGGAGAAAAGGCAUCCGUGUUGGUUGGCCCUCUUAACUAGGGAGUGGGAGUUCCCAAUGGAAACAGGGGAGUAAGUAGGGAGUGGCUCAGUGGAGGAAGUUAAGGAAGUUCUGGUGGCCCAUUAAGAUAGUCACAACUUGGGCUUUGCUCUUUGACAAAAGACAAGCAAGCAAGGAUAAAGACAGUUCAGAACUUCCUAAAUAGCACUAUCAUUGUGUUCAGACAACUGAGGCAUACGUGGUAACUUGAUCCAGUAAAUGUAUGGUUUUUAUUUUUUUCUGCGGGUGAAAUAUUUUUUUGUAUGGUGAUCCAUGCAGUCACAAAACUACAGGGAAGAGUGAUACAGUGGGCAAAGUAACUGGAAAUGGUGCUGUGCAAGAGCACAUAGAAAUAACUGGAAAUCAAUCUGGGCCAGUCGGCUAUUUUUUUACUGUUACUCCUGUAAAGCUGCCUCAACCUUUCCUCUUGACUGGGGAAACAAAUCAGGGUGCAGCAUUGUGUAGCAUACUACUUUCAAGACUAGAGCCAGUAGCAUCACAACCUCAUCCUCUUGUGGGAACAGACUGGCGUUGGCCUAGAGCUAACUCCGCAUCCCUUUUUUUUUUUAAAUAUAGUGCUGUCUUUGCAGUUGCGGACCAGAAUCCAAAACUGUCAAACCUCAUUCAACAGCCUCCCAAUCCCAAACUGAGGUACUAACAAAACUUAAAACUGCUGCACUUAAGUCACUUCUUGAUCUAUGUAUGUUGUAAAUGACAUGGGUUUAUGCUUCUGAAAACCUUUGGCUCUUGAGAAUCUAAUGUCUUGAAGUUAGUGUGGGGCGUUUAAUCACGGUAAAUAUGACUUACUAAAUAACACAUGGUUUGCUUCAGUAAUCAGACAACUGUUCAAAGCUUACUGACCCAGCAGACUUAUCAUGUUCAGACUCGUUUAUUCUGGCUCUAUACUGGUGGUAAAAGAAAGAACGCUAGAAAAUGUCUUCCUUGUUUAAACUAAUAGUUGACUAUAGAACUUAGGUAUUAUAGGUCACUUCUUUUUGGAAUGUUUUUGUAUCUAAAACUUAAUAAAAUAAAAUAUGACAUGUACUUUC